Messenger RNA from Metarhizium brunneum ARSEF 3297, 912 nucleotides. It is a transcript of the gene SPKY, whose product is annotated as Sperm motility kinase Y. NCBI's taxonomy places the organism in Eukaryota, Fungi, Ascomycota, Sordariomycetes, Hypocreales, Clavicipitaceae. Gene Ontology annotation, biological process: protein phosphorylation; mitotic DNA damage checkpoint signaling. Gene Ontology annotation, cellular component: cytoplasm; nucleus. The record is from RefSeq and is a predicted model, not a curated record. Gene Ontology annotation, molecular function: ATP binding; protein serine/threonine kinase activity.
AUGAACACCAGUGAAGCCGCCGCCUGGUCCGACGACGACGCGGAGCGGGCAAAGAUCGAGAACCGCGGGCUCAGCACUACCAAGUACGUCCGCGGAAGCCGUCUGGGACUCGGCGGCUCCAGCGUCGUGUACAAGACGCUGCGCGUCAGCGACGGCAAAGUGCUUGCCGGGAAGUCGUCCAAAGCACCCAAGGGCCUGAAGAGGGAGGCGGGCAUUCUCAGGCUCCUGCAACAUGAGCACAUUGUGGUGUUCGUCGAACUGUACCACGACCCCGUCUGUCCGGUGUCCGGCCUGCUCCUGAUGGAGCUUUGCCCUCACGGCACGCUCCAGACGCGGAUUGACCGAGCGGCGCCUCACAUGGCGCGGGGAGAGGUGCUCAGCGUGGUGCGGCAGAUUGCGCGGGCUCUGGCGUACAUGCACGCGCGGGGGAUGUACCACUCGGAUGUGAAGCCGCGCAAUGUGCUCAUACGAGACUUUGACCCUGUUCACGUCGUGCUGGCGGACUGCGCGGACGUCAGGAUGCUGGGGCAGCCGGGCGAGUUGAAGGGAACGCCGGCGUAUUGGUCGCCGGAGAUGAAGGCGAGGAGGGCGCAUUGUGGUCCUGCCGACGACAUGUGGGCUUUGGGGGUGACGCUUCUGGGCAUGGUUGGGCAGUGGCCGCAGAUGGUGUAUACCGUGAUGGAUCUGGAGGUCUAUCCGAGGAGGUGCUUUGAGCAUGCGUGCAGGCUGGGGGAGCUGAAUCCGGGCGUGGGAAUUGUGAGCUUGUUGACGGGAUUGUUGGCCUGGGAGGCGGAGGAGAGGAUGAGGGCUGACGAGUGUGUGCUUGCGGUGGAGGAGUUGGGAGCGGCGGAAGGAGGAGAGGAGCUUGGGAUCAGGUCGCCCGAGGCAUUUCGGCCCAUGUUGUUUUGGUGA